CACAACACUGUUUUCAGUGUACGCCUCAGGUUUAUUGAAAGUACUGUCCGCAAUUACACUAACGGACUGUCCUUAAAAAGAUCUCAAAAGGCAAAAAUCUAUGCCGUCUAAGACCAACUGGACUUUCAAAACAACCAACAACUGUCAGUGACUGAAUUAUACCAUGGCAAGAAGCAGUCCGCACAGUUGUGAAGAUGACAUUGAAAUCAUGAUCAGAACGGGCGUACGGGAUUGGCGUCAUGUGGAAUCAGAUCGAUAUAAAUGGCCACAGGAGGCCAUUCUUGUAGUUCAAAGUAACAGACUGAACGAGAUUAACCACAGCAAACCAAAGCACAUAAACGGAAGAGCACAACAUGUCGAGUGUGCAUUCCUAGAUGAAAUAGAGUCAGCCGAUCAAUCUUUAUCACUUGAAGACUACUUUUCCAAGAUGCGCAUGCGCCAGCAGAAAACCGAAUACGACCUCUACAUCAACUACUCGCCAUGUGUUGAUUGUGCUGACCGGAUCAUAGAAUUCAUAAACAACCAUCCUUUGGUUAUAUUUAACAUCCACUAUGCCAUGACCUACAAGGAUGGAGACGGCCUCCGAAAGUUAAAGUAUCAAGAGGGGAUUACCUUGUCAACCAUGAGUGAUAGCAAUUGGAAGUCUGUGACAACAUCAUUACUGGACAUUCACAUACAAAAAAUGCAAAAAUUGCAGGAAGAGGUUCGAUCUAAGCCAGGAUAUGAGUCAUUGAAUACGGCACUCAAAUACUUGGACAUUGAAAGAUUUCCUAAAUGGAUAACCAUGAGAAAGGAAGCAGACGAGGUGCAUGAUCAAAUACUUCAUGAUAUCUUUGAAGAAGAAGAAUAUUUUGAGGAAUACUGGCCUGAAGAAUAUUUUGAGGAAUACUGGCCUGAAGAAUAUUUUGAGGAAUACUGGCCUGAAGAAUAUUUUGAGGAAUACUGGCCUGAAGAAUAUUUUGAGGAAUACUGGCCUGAAGAAUAUUUUGAGGAAUACUGGCCUGAAGAAGUGAGCGAGGACGAAGACGAGGUUCAGGAUGAAAUACUUGAUGAUACCCUAAAACUAACACCUUUUGAGGAAUACUGGCUGGCUAAUGGGUCUGGACGAUCGAGUUUCGAUCUACUAUAUUCUUAGUAUGUACAUUGCAACGAGUCAGGCAUGACUAUCCAUCAACCCCAACCCAAACAUUUAGCAAGACUUCUAGGCCUUGGUCUGCCGCACCAUACACUCAGACACUGUUGGCAAGCGAACCAUGGGUAAACCAGACACAACUUCCAAGAGUGAGCCAAAUGACAAGCUACUCUUCUAACUAUGGGUCUACAGCACCAUACACUCAGACACCGUUGGCAAGAGAACCAAGGCCCUGGGUAAACCAGAAACAACUUCCAAGAGGGAGCCAAAUGACAAGCUACUCUCCUAACUACGGGUCUACAGCACCAUACACUCAGACACCGUUGGCAAGAGAACCAACCUACAAAGCUAAGCCUUGGUGGAUGUAAGAAACUCAGAAACAACUUCCAUGAGAGAGCCAAAUGUCCAGCUACUCUCUUAACUACAUAAACAAAAUGCAAACAAAACCACUCUUCACCAUUUUCCCUAUUAUACCUAUUUACAAAUAACCCCUUGUUUAUGGUGACAUACAAGGAACAUUUUGUGCCUCGCACAGCAGACUAGGCCUGGGCACCUCGUGCGACUAGUGUCCUUAUCCCAACUAUUGAUUGAUUAGUUGAGUCGCGACUACCGUUUUCCAACUACUCAAUGGGCCAUAUUUUUGACCGCGUGAGGGCGCUCUCAAUCAC
Asterias rubens (European starfish) is the source of this 1800-nucleotide messenger RNA. RefSeq lists its product as uncharacterized. Gene Ontology annotation, cellular component: nucleus; cytoplasm. The record is from RefSeq and is a predicted model, not a curated record. Gene Ontology annotation, biological process: cytidine to uridine editing. NCBI's taxonomy places the organism in Eukaryota, Metazoa, Echinodermata, Asteroidea, Forcipulatida, Asteriidae. Gene Ontology annotation, molecular function: RNA binding; cytidine deaminase activity. Bases 164 to 1135 code for a protein of 323 amino acids. The transcript is spliced from 2 exons.